This is a messenger RNA of Oenanthe melanoleuca, 4433 nucleotides long. It is a transcript of the gene RUFY3, whose product is annotated as RUN and FYVE domain containing 3. The record is from RefSeq and is a predicted model, not a curated record. Gene Ontology annotation, cellular component: cytoplasm. Lineage: Eukaryota; Metazoa; Chordata; Aves; Passeriformes; Muscicapidae. The transcript has 18 exons. The coding region runs from base 868 to 2748 and encodes 626 amino acids. Gene Ontology annotation, molecular function: metal ion binding. Gene Ontology annotation, biological process: regulation of axonogenesis.
GUUCUCCUUUAUUGCCCUUCCAUGUAUCCAUGCCCCGCUGAAAGAGCUUCAUCCUUGGAGCCAGAUCAUUUUUUCCCUGAGACAAUAAGUCCAUCCUGUCAUUUUUUGUACAUGGGACAUUUUAGCUGGUCGGUGCCCCCGAGAAGGCGGCAGAGCGAGUGAGACCCGAAGCGCGGCUCGCACGCUGCUGUGCAAACAAAGGUGCCGAUUGAGCCGCUGCGGCGGCACGCAGGGGCUGCGAGCGGAAUACAGACGCGGCUCUGUGGGGCUGGCGGCGCGCUGUGCGCGGCUGUGCCGCUGCCCGAGGAGCGCCGGCCGGCCCGCCGCAGCGGCAGCGCGGAUCACGCGGGCCGCAGCCCCGCUCCCCGUCAGCCAUCUUGGCCGCCACCCUGCUGCUGCGCGCAGCCAAUCGCGCGGCGCUCGCCGGGCUGCGCAGGGACGGGACCUGCGCUGGCAUCGCGGCCGCCGGGACGCUGCCCGCCGCUCCUCCUUUGUGUUUGCUGCGCUCGUCGCCGCAGGAGCGCCUUCUUUCUGCUUCUGCCGCCUUCCUUUUUUUUUAUUUUAAUAUUUUUUGCUUGGUUUUCCCUGCUGCCUGUGGUGCAGAAGGCAGGUUUUCUGUGGACGCUGAGGAUCAGCAGCCUCUAGCACAGCUGGAGACGACGGCAGUCGGUGCAAAGGAGGGAGGCAGAGCUAAGCGGGAAGGAGCAGCGUUUUUACCUUGCUUGAUCUAUGAAAAGGCCAGAGCAGCCUCUGUGAUCCUGAGCGAUCUGUCCUUUAAUCGCGAGGUAUUUCUGCUUUUCUUCUUCAGAAAGCUUUUGGUUUUAGUCCUUAUUUUGCCCCCGUUGUUGUUGUACCAGCUGAGUCAUCAUGUCUGCUCUGACGCCUCAAAGCGACAUGCCAACCCCCACCACAGACAAGAUCACUCAGGCUGCCAUGGAGACCAUCUAUCUUUGCAAAUUCCGCGUGUCCAUGGAUGGAGAGUGGCUGUGCUUGCGCGAGCUGGAUGACAUCUCGCUGACACCCGACCCCGAGCCGACCCACGAAGACCCGAAUUACCUGAUGGCCAACGAGCGCAUGAACCUGAUGAACAUGGCCAAGCUGAGCAUCAAGGGUUUGAUCGAGUCGGCGCUGAACCUGGGCCGCACGCUGGACUCGGACUACGCGCCGCUGCAGCAGUUCUUCGUGGUCAUGGAGCACUGCCUCAAGCACGGCCUCAAAGCCAAAAAGACUUUUCUUGGGCAAAAUAAGUCAUUUUGGGGACCUCUAGAAUUAGUAGAAAAACUUGUUCCUGAGGCUGCAGAGAUUACAGCAAGUGUUAAGGAUCUCCCAGGGCUGAAGACACCGGUGGGCAGAGGAAGAGCUUGGCUGCGCCUGGCUCUGAUGCAGAAGAAACUUUCAGAGUACAUGAAAGCCCUGAUUAACAGAAAGGAUCUUCUCAGUGAAUUCUACGAGCCCAACGCGCUGAUGAUGGAGGAGGAAGGUGCCAUCAUUGCUGGUCUCCUCGUGGGCCUGAAUGUCAUUGAUGCCAACUUCUGCAUGAAGGGAGAGGACCUGGACUCCCAGGUCGGAGUUAUCGAUUUCUCCAUGUAUUUGAAAGACGGGAACAGCACAAAAGGCAGCGAAGGAGAUGGUCAGAUAACUGCUAUUUUGGACCAGAAGAACUAUGUAGAAGAACUCAAUAGGCAUCUAAGUGCUACAGUAAACAACCUGCAGGCCAAGGUGGAUGCCUUGGAGAAAUCCAACACAAAGCUGACUGAGGAGCUUGCAGUUGCCAACAACAGGAUCAUUACACUGCAGGAGGAGAUGGAGCGGGUUAAGGAGGAGAGCUCCUACAUCCUGGAGUCCAGCCGUAAGGCCACCAAGGACAGAACUGCUGACGGGCAGGCACUGACUGAGGCACGGAAGCAGCUCAAGGAGGAGACUCAGCUGCGCCUGGAUGUGGAGAAGGAGCUGGAGGCACAGAUUGGGAUGCGGCAGGAGAUGGAGCUGGCCAUGAAGAUGCUGGAGAAGGAUGUCUGUGAAAAGCAGGAUGCUCUGGUGGCACUCAGACAGCAGCUGGAUGAUCUCAGGGCUCUCAAGCAUGAACUGUCCUUCAAGCUGCAGAGUUCAGACAUGGGAGUGAAACAGAAGAGUGAAUUAAACAGCCGCUUGGAAGAAAAAACAAAUCAGAUGGCUGCCACCAUCAAACAGCUGGAACAAAGAUUGCGACAGGCAGAGAAGGAGCGGCAGCUGGCGCAGCAGGACAACCGGCUCUUCAAGCAGGAGUUUGGGGACAAAAUCAACAGCCUCCAGCUGCAAGUGGAAGAGCUCUCCAGGCAGCGGAGCCACCUAGAACUGGAGCUAAGGCGGGAAAGAGACAGAUGGUCUCACAGUCACCAGCGCAGCCAAGAAAGCAAAAAAGGCCCAAAGAAUUGGCUCAGACAGGAUGGGAAGCUCAAAACGCAGGAAGAAAAUGCUAAAGUGAAGGAGCCGCUGAGAGAGAACAGUGUCCUGCCACACAGGUCACCCAGUGGCACGCAGGAAGAGCAGGAGCAGCUGCCGGGGCCUGGGCACGCCGAGGUCUGCCAGCUGUGCCAGGAGGAGGCCAGCCGGAGCCAGAGAAAGAACAUGUGCAAGAACUGUGGGGGCACGUUCUGUGAAGCCUGCUCGGUGCACGAGCUGCCCCUCCCGUCCAGCAUCAACCCCGAGCGCGUCUGCAACCCCUGCCACCAGCGGCUCAUCCAGCAGUACUCCAGCAGCCCCUUGUAGGAACAGGCCACAGAGGUGACCAGCUGAGGCUGUUCUGGAGCUCUUCAGGGGGAAUGCCAAGACACUUGCCCGUGUGCUUUGGAUGGGAAGCAGCUUCUUGGUGUUUAGAAUCUCCUGUUACUAAAACAGCAGUCUGAGCCCGUCCCUGUACCCAAUCAGCCUGUGCUGUGGAGAAUUGCGUUGGGAAUGUCACAUGGAGCAGCCCCAAGGCGUGCCUGAGCAGUCUCAGGACUCUGGGAGCCCCUGCCCAAACCAGAGCUCUUGGCUGCAUGUGGAAGUCAGGAGUGUUCUCACCCUCACGUGUGUGGUGUGGGUGUGUGCUGCUGCUGCUGCUGAGCAAAGGCUCCCCACAACCCAACUGGAGCGCUGGUAUUCCUCACAUCUGGCUGCACUUGAAAUCCCAUUUCCCCUUUUCCCUUUGCCCUGGACAGGCUGGCUCAUCCUGUGUGCCCUGGGCCAUGGUGUGAGCAGGGCAGCUGUGCCACCAGUGAGCACAUCCUCCCUGCAUUUCCUUGGCUCAGGGCUCUCACCAGGGGCUUAGUCUGCACAGGGACACCCCAAACCAAGCUGUGAAUGUUCUCUUCCCCCUCUGUGCUUCAGGGGCUGGGCCCAAUCCCCAUCAGACAGAGGUUUAGGGCCACUGGGAUCCACCUCUUCACCUUGCGCACAUGGAAACGUUGUUACAGUAAACCUGGCAUUUCACUUCCUGUUGGAUCAAAACUAAAUGGGAACACUUCUCACCUGUUAGAAAUUUCAAUUGCACAUUCAGUUCAGAGAGGUUUCAUGGUUCCUGCCACAUCAUUCUUUGUAACUGUUCCCUCAAGAAAUUUUGUUAGUCCAGAAAGGGGGGUAGUGGCUUUCUCUUGUCACAGGAGUGUUUACUCCUUUUCCUACUGCCACCUCCUGCAGUCUCUGAGACCACAGAGUGUCCUGUAGUUCAUAGAAAAGGGAUGCACUGGUGUGACAAAUGCACUGGGGUUUGUAGUGAUGUCGUUAGGGGGUAGUGGUUAAUUCCUUGGAGAGGAUUUUCUAGUCCUUAGAUUGGCUGGAACCACAUGAAAAGCCUCUUGGAGCUGAGGUACUGACAUGGUUGGUACUGCUUCGUACCAGGAAUCAUCUCUCCUAGAUCCUUUUGGGACUUGGCAUGUUCAGCCACCCAACCUGUACACGUCUCUGCUCUUUUGCCCCCCAGGGCAGCUUCAUGACCCAUUUCCUUGCUGGUAUUCCCAGAAGUAUAGCAGGAGUUGAAAACAGUGUUGAAAUGCCAAAAGCCUGGGAUUUGACCCUGAAGGGGUGGGACACUGGAGGUGGAUGGAGAAAACCCUGAAUUUAGUGUCAGUAGUUUGGGUAUAUACUGUACACAUCCAACAAUGUGAACUCCUGCACUCAACCCCCCCGUGACUCGUCCCCUGAGGAGAAGAUAAGGCCCAGGCAGUGCAGAGGGAAAUGGAGGAUUAAACUCUGUGGAGCAGGGAGGUGGCUGAGCCCCUCCAGAGCUCAGCACUGGUGGCUGCCAUGGGACUGGCCUUUGGGAAGAUGGGAAUGGGACUGUACUGGCUGCCUGCUCCCUCUGUGCUCAGGAACUCUGGGUGAUGCCAGGGAGGGCUCACACACGGACCGUGGGAAUGGGGGUAGGUUUUCUGACGUUAAGUUUGUUCCACACAAUAAAAAAACCUGAUCAUCCA